AUCAGGAGAACCCCGGAAGAGUCUCUUGUCUGUUACUUCUCAAUGCCCUGUGGCACUGGGCUCCCAAGGCACACAGCUUUGCCGAUUUCCCAGGUAAAACUGAAAGCAGCUCACCUGCUGCGCCCAGGAGGUGAUUCCCCCAGGGCCUUUGGAGAUGGUUCUCAGCGAGCUGAUGAUUAACAAAGGUUUGACAAGGCAUGCAGCUUGGAAAGUUGUAUUCUCUGCAUGGGGAUGGCUGCAUGGGUGCUAACUCUGGAACUGAAGAAUCAAAAGGCGGCUGAAGAGGACCCCCGGGAUUCUGCCAACAUUUCCAGCAGUUUUAAGCUGAAUAUCUCCCCAAGAACCUAGUGGAUGUAAGCCUGGAGCCACACCGCUGACGCUGGGAAACUCUCAGAAAACUCUGUUACCCAACGGUGGUCCUAGCACUGGCCACUUGCAAAUGGACAGCAGCCCCAUCUUUUAACCAGUGGAAUGGAGAAGAAAGCUCCCUACCAUGAGAGCCAGCCUCUCACAUCGAAAAAAGGGGACUGUAAAGAAGGGGACGAUUGUGCAGAAAACGGACAUCUCCUCAAGGACACCAAACCUACCCUGUGCCUGGCAGAGGACCCACACAAAGUACAGCCCAACCAGGGGGACAAAGGGGCAACAAGCCAGAUCUCCAACGGGUAUUCAGUGGCCCAGAGCCCAAGUCCAGGAGACGGGGUGGAGGCCUCAUUUGCUGUCCCUCGUGCUCCCACAAUGGCCAACACUGUCUCUCCCACUUGGGGGGUAGAAGUUCGGCAACACCCGAGGGAGCUGGAUGAGAGAGAGACCUGGGGCAAGAAAAUGGACUUUCUCCUCUCUGUUAUUGGCUAUGCAGUAGACCUGGGCAACGUUUGGCGAUUCCCUUACAUUUGUUACCAAAACGGAGGAGGGGCUUUCCUUAUCCCUUAUACAAUCAUGGCUGUCUUUGGAGGGAUCCCUCUCUUCUACAUGGAACUGGCCCUAGGGCAGUAUCACCGCAAUGGAUGCAUCUCAGUCUGGAGAAAAAUCUGCCCCAUUUUUAAAGGAAUCGGCUAUGCCAUCUGCAUCAUAGCUUUCUACAUCGCCUCCUACUACAACACCAUCAUGGCUUGGGCCAUGUACUACCUCAUUUCCUCUUUCACGGAAGAGCUGCCUUGGACCAGCUGCACAAACCCGUGGAACACCGAGAGCUGUACCAACUACUUCUCCAACCAGACCAUCGCCUGGACCAAGAACUCCACCUCCCCCGCAGAAGAAUUUUACACCCGCCAUAUCCUGCAGGUGCACAGAGCCAAGGGCCUGGAUGACUUGGGGGGCAUCAGCUGGCAGCUCACCCUUUGCCUGCUGUUUAUCUUCACCAUCGUGUACUUCAGCAUCUGGAAAGGGGUGAAAACCUCUGGAAAGGUGGUGUGGGUGACUGCCACGUUUCCUUACGCUGUACUCUUUAUCCUUUUAAUACGGGGUGCUACUUUGCCCGGCGCUUGGAGAGGGGUGGUCUACUAUCUGAAGCCCGAAUGGCAUAAACUUCUCACUACUGAGGUCUGGGUGGACGCUGCAGCUCAAAUUUUCUUCUCUCUUGGCCCAGGAUUUGGGGUCCUCCUUGCCUUCGCAAGCUACAACAAGUUUCACAACAACUGCUACCAAGAUGCUUUGGUCACCAGUGCCGUGAAUUGCAUGACGAGUUUUGUGUCUGGAUUUGUCAUCUUCACCGUGCUCGGAUACAUGGCUGAGAUGAGGCACGAAGAGGUGUCAGAGGUUGCCAAAGAUGCUGGACCCAGCCUCCUCUUCAUCACCUACGCAGAAGCCAUUGCCAACAUGCCCGCCUCCACUUUCUUUGCCAUUAUAUUCUUCCUGAUGUUGAUCACGCUGGGCUUGGACAGCACGUUUGCAGGGCUCGAAGGAGUCAUCACGGCUGUCCUGGAUGAAUUCCCACACGUCUGGGGCAAGCGCCGGGAGCUGUUUGUGCUCUGUUUCAUCAUGAUCUGCUUCCUGGGCGCAUUAUCAACACUGACCUUUGGUGGUGCUUACGUAGUGAAGCUCUUUGAAGAAUAUGCCACAGGCCCAGCUGUCCUAAUCGUGGUGUUUCUAGAGUCCAUUGCGGUAGCUUGGUUCUAUGGUGUUGCCCAGUUUUGCAGUGAUGUGAAAGAGAUGAUUGGAUUCAGCCCGGGUUGGUACUGGAAAGUCUGCUGGAUCGCCAUCAGCCCUCUCUUCCUCCUGUUCAUCAUCAUCAGCUUCAUGUCCAGCCCAGUGGAGCUCCGGCUUUUUGACUACACGUACCCUUACUGGACGAUGGUGCUGGGCUACUGCAUUGGGUUCUCGUCUUUCAUCUGUGUUCCUGCCUACAUGGUUUAUCGACUGGCAACCACUCCUGGAACACUUAAAGAGCGUAUUCUAAAAAGCAUCACUCCAGAAACCGCCACAGAGAUUCCCCUGGGGGACAUCCGAAUGAAUGCAGUUUAAGCAGCCGUUACCAUUUUGGUGGAUGCAGGGGAGGCGGGAGUGCGGUGGGGUGAGCGCUCCCUCGCUCCUUGCUUCGUGUUGCUCUAAGCUCCUCUGUUCUCAAGAACUGAAUCUCCACCCAGAAGAGGAGCACACUAACCGGGGCCAGACCUCCAUGCAUUCCCAAUGAAGAGACACUGGCUGCGCUUCCGAGUCCCCAGGAGCGCUCCGGUUUGUUUUGAGAAUGCAUUCGUGGGAAUGAACAUCAGCACUUCCCAAACGAGAUAUGGGAUACCUGACUGCAUGCCGCCACCCAACAACCGUUGCAAAUUAGGAUUAUGUUUAGAGCCACGCAUCUGUGCCAGCAUCCCUUUUUUGCUCUGUGUGACCCUCUGUAAUGGACCUUGCUGUAUUUGCUUCUAAAGAUCUCAGUAUUUUCAACCAAAAACCAACCCACCCACCCAACAACCUAAAAAAACCAACACAUCCAGUCCCACUAGCCAGCCUUCGUCCAAGAAAUACAUUUUUAUUGCUUGAGUAGGUAAGGUAAAGUGUGUACAGAGGCCCCCAUGAAGUCCCAUUUCAUGGGGUGUUCAAGGCAAGUGAGGAACAGAGGUGGUUUGGCCAUUGCAUUCCUCUGCAUAGCUGUCCCAGUCUUCCUUGGUGGUCUGUAAUACAAGUACCAGUCUCUGAUGAGAUCGGGCUUAUUAGGGUUGGUACUACUGCCUGAGUACCUGCUCCAACUCUACAAGGAGGAAUGACCAAAAAGCCCAGCGCAAGAGCUGAGUUUAUGCGAUCAGCUGGCUUCUCAUUGCAGAUUGCAAAUUAAGAGACUGCACAUUUGAUCGUGUUCCUCCUAAGAGGGAAAAUGCCAUCCUAGAAAACCAAAUGCAACAGGAGAAAAGGGCAGGCUAGAACACUGUUCUCUGAUAAGCUAAUGUCCAGUGUGCAUAGAUCGCUGUUUCCAUUUUUAAUGCAGGAGCAAUCAAACAGGAAAUCCCACCUCUGCUAUUUGAAAAGCUACCCUGUGAUUCUGCCAAUCACGUGGCUUGGGUCUGUGGGUUCAAACAAGCCACCAAGUUGCUUGAACCCUUCAAUGCCAGACAGCUCGGUGGCAACUUGUCCGUUCACCAGCUUACCCAUCAUUACAAGGAAAGCGAAAUGUUAGACCCUAGGGAGCGACCAUCUUGCUCCGUGAAGAGUGGGGGGGCUACCGUCCGAGUCUCUGCUCAGUUGCUUGCUUCACUUACACCACCACCCUCUCGCUGUGUGUUGUACAGUCACCAUCCAUACUGCUGUGUUCUCUUCCUAUCCACCUUCCUUUGCACAGCAUGGAUGUGUCCCUUCCUUGUACAGAGGAAACCACGUGUAAAUCACAGCCACGUUCCACAAGCAGAUGUAUUCACACAGCACAUCGGCCGCAAUCCACAGGCAGCCAUGCUGUAUAGUCACAUCCUUAGGAAUAAUUAUUAAAACAAGUUUGACUGUGGUGCUUUUUCACAUGAGAGCCGUGGAGCUUUUUUGAAAUCUAUGGAUGCUGAGCCAAUCCAAUGUUGUCUGCACAGGGUCUGGACGCAGCGUCAGGCCAAAUCCUCCAGUGCGAGAUGGAGCUGCUUUGCUCUAGAAUGAAAACAGUUGUGAUACCUCCUGCCACCACGCUGAAAGAGCAACAGGAGAGUUGCAGGCACAGCUUAAGAGUGUUGCGUGUUCCAUGUGCGCUCUCUCGCAGUAUCACCUUCCAGGCACCUUCAGUUGCAGAUUUACAGCAAUAUUUGAUAAAAUAUUCAGUCGUUGCAAAGGGGAAGCAGCCUAGAGGUAAAGAAAGUUUGCUGCACGAUACCAGAGCAGCUUCUCUCCUAAGACAGAUUUAUUAUUUUUUAAUAACUAGCAUUAAGUUCCAAACCAGUAAGUUGGUGGAGCUACUGUGUGUACAGGUGUGUGCAUUUCUGUUGCAGCACAACAUUUGUGUGCAAUUACAUUGACAAGUGGGCAACACCAGCGUAAAAGAUUAGGAUGUAUUUAGGCACUUUGACACUGCAGUUCUGGACCCUCAGCCCUACUGAAACUGCAAGGGAGUGGAAGGAAACAUUAUUAAAUCCACAAGCAAAUGAGCAUAGCCGACCAAGAUUUCUUGUGCACAGGCUAGCGUUUAAUAAAAAUGUGGCCUGCCCCAAGAGGGUCAAUCUGGGAAUUUGCAAAGCCCUGCCAGCUAUCAUUCCUGGGUGAACUGGUAACCAUGUUUUCCUUUCGUAUGGAAAAAUUAAACUGGAGUUUUAUUCUACAAAACAUAUUCCUCUCUCACUUGUAGAUAAAAAGCACCUGUAUUAAGUUAUGCUGCUGCAUUAGUUAUGAAUGUCCCCCUCCCCCCAAUGCUGGAUUGUCAGUCUUCAGUAUGUGCCUUCCAACGUAAAUUGUUACUGUAAUAAAUUUAAUAUCACAAUAAAAAUGGCAGUUGUG
Eublepharis macularius is the source of this 4899-nucleotide messenger RNA. It is a transcript of the gene SLC6A4, whose product is annotated as solute carrier family 6 member 4. Gene Ontology annotation, molecular function: serotonin:sodium:chloride symporter activity; serotonin binding. The transcript has 14 exons. Gene Ontology annotation, cellular component: plasma membrane; neuron projection. Gene Ontology annotation, biological process: serotonin uptake; sodium ion transmembrane transport. NCBI's taxonomy places the organism in Eukaryota, Metazoa, Chordata, Lepidosauria, Squamata, Eublepharidae. The coding region runs from base 472 to 2463 and encodes 663 amino acids. The record is from RefSeq and is a predicted model, not a curated record.